ACACACACACAUGAAUAUAUUUCUAUACACAAACACAGACAAAUUUGUUUUGAGCAGACAUAUAUAAUACCUUAGAGCCCUUCCAGUACUGCAGAACUAUGAAAGAGUCCAUACGCAUCAAACGACUCCAUGCAUCAAGAAAUGAGCUGAUCAGUUAUGUAGGAGUACCGCCAUGGCUGAUUAUCAUGAACAAGACCAUAUUCUUUAGCAGCUGCAUUAUGCAUCCAAAUGCGAAGAAGAACGACUUGGACUACUUCUGCAUAGAUUGUCGUCGGUCUUUGUGCUCAAAUUGUCUUCCCACUCACAUGCGUCACAAGUACGUUAAGAUUCGGAGAUAUAUUUAUAGUGACGUUAUCAAUCGGCAAGACUUGUGCAAGCUCUUCAACUGUUCCGGCAUACAGACGUAUCAUACAAAUAAAGCCAAAGUUGUGUUCUUGAAACAAAGACCACACCAACACAACCAGCAGCAACAGCAGAACAAUGCCAGGGAGUACAGGUGUAUCAUCUGUGAAAGGAAUCUUCAAGAUAACUCACUCUAUUGCAGUAUAGCUUGCAAGGUUUUAGCCAUAUAUGAUUGUCAGACGAGUCAGAAAGAUGAAGAUCACCGGCUAGACAGCGUAACAAUUGGAGACAAAAAAAAACAUGCACUAUCUUUAACCAAGAGGAGGAAACUAAGGAGAAAAGGAGCUCGGCCUUCAAGGGCCCCGAUGUUUUGACUAGUAGUGAUCCAAAAACCAAAAAAGAAUAUUUUUCAUGUAUCAUCAGCUCUAAUAUAUAUAUAUAUAUAUAUAUAUAUAUAUGCAAUAUAGAACGAUUGUAAUGCGUACUGUGUACAAAGUGCUUGUGAUGUUUUAGUAAGCUUUGCUAUCUUAUAAUUCAUGAGUCCGUUAUCAAGGAUAUUUUUCUUAGAACCCGUGUAAUGAACCCAAUUAGCUUGGGCUUGCUCAAUGGGCUUCUUAAUAUUCCUUGGACGUAGUUCAUUACAAUAAUUGUUUCUUUAC
Molecule: messenger RNA, 1001 nt
Organism: Juglans microcarpa x Juglans regia
Lineage: Eukaryota; Viridiplantae; Streptophyta; Magnoliopsida; Fagales; Juglandaceae
Product: protein RGF1 INDUCIBLE TRANSCRIPTION FACTOR 1-like
Exons: 5
Coding region: 99-716 (205 amino acids)
Molecular function (GO): zinc ion binding
Source: RefSeq, a predicted model, not a curated record